This is a messenger RNA of Trifolium pratense (red clover), 1759 nucleotides long. RefSeq names its product UPF0481 protein At3g47200-like. The transcript is spliced from 2 exons. Bases 232 to 1641 code for a protein of 469 amino acids. The record is from RefSeq and is a predicted model, not a curated record. Lineage: Eukaryota; Viridiplantae; Streptophyta; Magnoliopsida; Fabales; Fabaceae.
GUGGUGAGAAAACAAAUGGAUGCAAGUAGUGUGCCAAAGAGUGUCCCAAUAGGAAGAAACAAUAAAAAAAUGGCAAGCAAGACUUAAGGACUUAAGAAAUUAAAUACAUAGAAAGUGGGAAGAAACUAAGAAUAAAAAUACAAGUUAAUCUCACAUAAAUAUAUGAAAGGGGAAGAUCAAUGAAUUAGCCUAUACUUUCAAGCACAGAUUGUUCUUUGUGUUGACUUUUCAAUGGCUUCUUCACCAAUUAAUUACACUGCAAUAUUACCUGAAUCAGAAGAAAUUCAUAUAGAAGACAUAAUAAUUAACAUUCCUAAAGAGAUUAAGCCAGCACUGCAUGAAAUCUGUUGCAUUUACAAGGUUCCUCCAAAUCUCAGAAAGUUGAAUAAUGGAGAAUCCUAUACACCACUUUUGAUCUCAAUUGGUCCUUUCCAUCAUGCCAAAGAAGAAUUGAAGCCAAUGCAAACACAAAAACAAAGGUAUUUUCAUGCUUUUUGGAAAAGAGUAACAAAUAAAAAGUCUUUGGUCAAAUAUAAAAACUUCCUCAAAGAUAAAGAAAACAUUGAAAUGAUAAAGAAUUUCUAUUCUGAGUUUGAUGAAAACAUUAAGGAUGAUGAGUUUGUAGACUUGAUCAUGUUAGAUUCUGUUUUCAUCUUAGAACUGUUUCUAAGAAAGUCAAAGGAAUCUGAAAGGGAAAAAGAUUACAUGUUCACAACAUCAUGGAUUUGCAAGGCUAUACAAAGAGAUUUGUUACUUCUUGAAAAUCAGCUUCCAAUUUUUGUUUUGGAACAAUUACAUCACAAAGUUUUCAAGGAUAGUAAUAAUGGUUUCAAAUUUCUUGAACUUGCAUUUAACUACUUUGAAAACUUCAAUCCACAAAGAUCAAACAAGCAUCAACAUGAAGAGAUGUUAAAGAAUUGUAAAUCAUGCAAUCACUUCACUGAUUUGAUUAGAUGUUUUUAUCUUCCGAAAGAAGUUCAUGAUGAAAAGUGGUCCCGAUCGGAGAAUUUCACUAAUGUUAACAGUGAAGAUAAAUGUAUUCUUAAGACGGCGAAAAUGUUGCAUGAUGCAGGGGUUAGUUUUGAGAAAGUUAAUCAGAAAAGCUUAUUAGAAAUAAAGUUUGACAAAGUUCAGGUUCUCAAUUGGUUUCUAUGCUUAGGUUGUUUACCAUGUUUCAAAUUUGUUAAAUCUAAGUUGUUAAUGUCUCAAUUCAAAGUAAGUCAAAACAAAGAAUGUAUUCUUAGGAACCUCAUUGCAUUGGAACAAUGUCACUAUUCAGAACAACCUUUUAUAUGCAACUAUGUUUCUUUAAUUGAUUCUCUUAUCAAUACACAAGAGGAUGUUGAAAUUUUGGUUGAUAAGGAAAUCAUUGCUCAUGAACUUGGAAGCCAUGCAGAAUUGGCAACUAUGAUAAAUGGUUUGUGCAAGAAUGUUGUGGUAACAUGCAAUUAUUAUGGAAAAACAUCAAAGAAGUUGAAUAGUCAUUAUUAUAACAGUUGGAAGAAUUAUAUGGGAGUGUUAAGAUCAGUGUAUUUUCGCGAUCCUUGGAGAUUCACUUCGGUUAUUGUAGGUGUUGUUAUCUUCUUAGUUGCUAUUGUCAAUUUACUUCGUCUUACUGGUGUAUAUCAUCCAAGAUACUAGAUUGUUGUGUUUUUUCUGUUGUAAUCUUUACCUUUUUCUUGUAUUGUUGUUCAACUAAUAAUGAAUCUUGUAUUGUAUUGUAUUGUUUCAAUUGCAUUACUUUUACCAUUACUAUUGA